Molecule: messenger RNA, 1602 nt
Organism: Rotaria socialis
Lineage: Eukaryota; Metazoa; Rotifera; Eurotatoria; Philodinida; Philodinidae
Source: the annotation of a GenBank genome assembly
AUGGACCAUAUGAAACGACAAUUAAGUUUUAAUCAAUUAUCUGAAGAAAAUACAAAGAAAUUACGAAAUGAGUUGUUGGAUGAAUUAAGAGUUUCUUCUAUUGAAAAUUUAUCGAAUGAAUUAUUCCAUGAAAUAUUCGAUUAUCUUGAUGGUAUUGACAUAUAUGAAGCAUUUUCAAAUAUUAAUUAUCGUUUUCAGCAACUUCUUACAUCUUCACCUGUUCGAUAUAAAAUUGAACUCAUUUAUAUAAGUUCGACAGAAAGAUUUAUGUUUAUUUGUCAACAAAUUAAACAUCAAAUAUAUUCCAUUAAUUUUCAAAUACCAGCCCAUAUUGAUCAAUUAUUAACAUCGUUUAUUAUCGAUUCUUCAUUGAAUCGUCUUCAAUCACUUGUUAUUGAAGAUAUUCAGUCAGAUACAAUUCUUUCAUUUCUUAUUGCUUUAAAAUGUUUACCACGACUUUUCUCAUUGGAUAUCAGAACAAUGCAUAUCAUGGGAAAUCUAAAUGACAUUUAUCGAUCAAUUUUUGCAUUACCAACAUUAAAAUAUAACAAACUCCAUUUAUAUGGAAAUGAAUGUUCAAUUUCAAUUCCAUUGGCUACUGGAAUACAAUUUAGUACUAUUGAAUAUCUUGAAAUUGCUCAUUAUUAUGCAUUCGAUGAACUUUCUGAUUUAAUUUCUUAUACACCAAAACUUCGUCGUCUUAAUCUUUCACAUAUAAAUCAAGAUGAUUCAACUAUUGAAACAAUGUCACCAAUUAAUUUAGAAAAUUUGACAUCCAUUUCAAUGUAUACAAAUCACAUUAAUUUUGAUGAAUUUGAAACAUUUAUUCAGAAUAUAUACUCGGAAUUAAAAACUUUACAUGUCACUUUCUCAUGUCAGGAUAUAACUUUUCUUGAUGCUUAUCGAUGGGAAAAAUUAAUUUUACAAUAUUUAUCUGAGUUGAAAAAAUUUUCUUUAAAAUAUUAUGAAAAUGGACAUUCAAAGUAUUCUGGAGAACGAACUCAAUUUAAUUCAUCAUUUUGGAUUGAACGAAAAUUAAUAAUGAAUAUGGAGAUCAAUGAAUAUAAAAUUCUUUAUUUAGUUUCUUCAUACAGGAAAAGAUGGUAUGAAUAUAAGAAUUGUACUGUUGAUUAUUUAGAAUCUACUCAAUUAACUAUUAACUACGUUUUUGAUGGUGAACCUGCUGAUUGCUUAUUCAUGUAUAUUAAAAAUCUUAUUACAUUAAAAAUUAAUUCUUUAUCAUUUUAUCGAUCAUUUUUCAAAGAAGAAUUUCCUACAACGUGUUCAAUAGAACAUGCAAGUAAAAUUAAAAAAGUUUAUAUAGAGAAUACGCAAACAAUUGAAGAAAUUUAUUUUCUUCUUUAUAUUUGUCCUCAUAUGGAAUUUCUUAAUCUUCAAUGUCUUCAUGGUACGACUAUUGAAUUAUUUCUACGAGAUAUUUGGAACAAAAUUAAUAAAGAUCUGCGUUUAUUGUGUAUUUAUGUUGCAAAAGCAGAUGAUAAUAUGAUUAAACGAUUAAGCACAAUGAUUGAUAAUGAAAAACUUUUAUCAAAUUAUACAAUUCAUCGUGAGCUUAAUAAUAUCUAUUUGCAAUGGAAGUGA